Messenger RNA from Penicillium crustosum, 609 nucleotides. RefSeq lists its product as uncharacterized. The record is from RefSeq and is a predicted model, not a curated record. Lineage: Eukaryota; Fungi; Ascomycota; Eurotiomycetes; Eurotiales; Aspergillaceae. The coding region runs from base 1 to 609 and encodes 202 amino acids. The transcript has 2 exons.
AUGGCUUUUCAUACCUCGACCAAGAGGGAGGAGUUCAGUGGAACGAAAGUGACCCCCCCUUUCUCUUUCAUUUUCACUGACCACUGGUCCUCUCUUGUCGACGGUUUUCCAUAUGACCCUUUUCUCGAAUCCACCUCCGCCCCCCUCACGCCCAACCCUGCGGCGUCCACCUCACACAGCACUCUCCAUAAGAUCGCUGAUACUCAAUACGACAAGGGCGCCCAGGCCGAAGAUGGUGCCGCUCCCGGCGAUACCCCGAGUCUUGACCUUCACGAUGGGAUGUCGGAUAUCACCUCUACAAUCAUAUCCACUGCGGACGAAGAGCAAGCAUCGAACGCGGUCGCAGAUGAUAGUCCCCAGAGGUCUACAUCUUAUGGCAAAGUCUCGAUGGGCGUCAAAUCUAGCCGUGGCAGCCAACUAAAGUGCAAAUGGAAGCAUUGCGAAUAUUCGGGUGGAUUUUCUCAGAUGGGAGCCCUGCUACGCCAUAUCAAAACAAAGCACAUCUCACCGGGCUUAUAUGAAUGCCCCGAGGGGGAGUGCCGGAAGUCGUUCAACCGAAAGGACAAUUUGAUUGCGCAUAUCCGGAAUGUUCACCGCACAACCGCUUGA